Pomacea canaliculata is the source of this 5395-nucleotide messenger RNA. Its product is annotated as septin-2-like. Lineage: Eukaryota; Metazoa; Mollusca; Gastropoda; Architaenioglossa; Ampullariidae. Gene Ontology annotation, biological process: cytoskeleton-dependent cytokinesis; regulation of exocytosis; cell division. The record is from RefSeq and is a predicted model, not a curated record. Gene Ontology annotation, molecular function: molecular adaptor activity; GTPase activity; GTP binding. The transcript is spliced from 13 exons. Gene Ontology annotation, cellular component: microtubule cytoskeleton; cell division site; synaptic vesicle. Bases 952 to 2226 code for a protein of 424 amino acids.
GCAGGUUACAAAGUGUAUUUCGUGCAAGCAGUUGUGCUUUCUUCUCCCCAAGCUGAAUGGUGCAGUUAGGGAUACAUAAAUGCGAGUAUACAUUAGGCAAGGGGCCACAUCCUUAGCGCUGACCAUUGUUAAGACCAGGUUGUUGCUGCAGAGAGAAGCAACAGGUCGCCGGCCAUCAAGGGAAGCAUGUCGUCUUCCAAGUCAUCGUAGAAGAACAGCCGAGGACAAGAAGAAAGUCCGUGCACGCGAGCGCGAGGACGAUAACUCACGUUCGCUUGUCGUGCCUCACGUUCGAAGGAUCUGUGUCAGAGGGCGAGGCGAGCGGACGGCACCUCGGCGAAGUGUAGCUUGAACGCAGUCGCCAUCCAGUGGCUAGCUAGCCAUCUAGCUUGUAGUUGGAUAUUGUUCUUAAACCCUUGUCUCUUGACUGACCUGGUCACGAUCAAAAGUUCGUGGGAGAAAGCGGAUCGCGCAGUCAGGCUGCACGCGAGCGUGAAAGAGAGAGCGAAAAAAAAAAAGUCACAUCGCUGACACAAACCCAAGAAUAGGCAAAACGUACAGGACGGAUAUAUGAAGUAAUACACUUGCAAAUAUAUGGCAUUGUGAUCCCGGCGAACGUGUGAGUGUCAACAGCAUACGUGGGACUGGUGCGACUUGGUAUUGAGACGCGCGGCGGCACAACGAGCACCCACACUGCCGUUACGACGUGUUGUGCUCCGCUCGUCUUCCGACACCUCAACCCCCUCGCACAGUCCACGAAGGAGAAGCACUGGUGGCUGGCACUUUGUUGAUGGAUGUCAAGUGAUUCACUUUCGGGGGCCUCGCUGUGAAAAAGAAAAUAAAUAAAAGGAAAAUUCGAGCGGCGGCAGUUACGAGGUGUGUUCGCGCGAGCGAGCGAGCGCGUGUGCGUGGUUUGCACCGUGUGAGAAGAACGCUGGCUUGCGGACGAAGAUGGAUAACGCCAUCAGCACCAUCGCCUCCGCCAACAACAACGACGACGACGACUUGGGCUCUGCCAGCCCUAAGGAAGAAAAACGGACUCCUGGAAGGAAGCUGAUUCGGAUUACGUCGAAAUCCGGCGAAAUGACGUUCGGCAAACUGCUAACCAGUCCUUUGCCGAUGUUUGUCAAUCCAGAACAGCCUGGGUAUGUGGGCUUUGCCAACCUUCCCAACCAAGUCCAUAGAAAAUCUGUCAAGAAAGGAUUUGAAUUCACACUUAUGGUUGUCGGGGAGUCUGGCUUGGGCAAGUCCACACUGGUCAACAGUCUCUUUCUGACUGACUUGUAUCCAGAACGUCACAUACCCACUGCUGCAGAGAAAAUUCAGCAGACUGUUAAGAUUGAUGCCUCUACUGUGGAGAUAGAAGAGAGGGGAGUGAAGCUUCGCCUUACGGUUGUCGACACACCUGGCUUUGGUGACUCCCUUAAUUCUACAGACUGUUUCAAGCCUGUUAUUCGCUACAUUGAUGAUCAAUUUGAGCGGUAUCUGAAUGAUGAGAGUGGACUGAACAGAAGACACAUUGUGGACAACAGGGUCCACAGCUGCUUUUACUUUAUCAACCCUUCGGGCCAUGGACUUAAACCAUUGGAUGUGGCCUUUAUGCGUGCUGUACAUCACAAAGUCAACAUUGUGCCUGUUAUUGCCAAAGCUGAUACUCUCACAAAACAGGAAGUUACUAACCUCAAGAGACGGAUCUUAGAUCAGAUAGAGGACUAUGGCAUCAAGAUCUAUCCACUACCUGAUUGUGAUUCUGAUGAAGAUGAAGAUUACAAAGAGCAGUGCCGGCAGCUGAAGAAUGCUGUGCCCUUUGCUGUUGUGGGGGCCAAUGCAAUUAUUGAGGUGAAAGGCCGGAAAGUGAGAGGUAGAAUGUACCCUUGGGGUGUUGUGGAGGUAGAGAAUCCUGAGCACUGUGAUUUCAUCAAGCUGCGCACAAUGCUAAUCACCCACAUGCAAGACCUGCAAGAGGUGACUCAAGAAACUCAUUAUGAGAAUUAUCGUGCUGAGAAGCUGGCCACUGGUGGAGGAGCACCACCUGUCAAACAACGCACAAGCAAACCUGCUAUCAGUCAGCCAGAAAGAGAAAUCAGUGAUAGAGAAAGGGAACUUAUUCAGAAGGAGGAGGAGCUGAGACAGAUGCAAGAGCGACUGGCACGCAUGCAGGCAGAGAUAGAGGCUCGAAAACCGGCAGUGCAGCAGAACGGAGAAAUCAAAUCACAUGAUCUCUAGUGUGCUGAAAGUUUGAAUGCCCGCCAAAACCUUCAAAAGAGGACCAUGUGUAUUGGCAGUGGAGGGGAAAUGAAAAUACCUGACCUACUGCUGUGUCUACAUGCAUCAAGCUCCUUCAGUGUCUCACCUCUACCAGCAUCAUGCAGCUGUUUAUUUUUUCACAAGGAACAUGCCAUCACAUACGCUUCAUUUUUGUCUUACAACACUAGCCACAACAUUAUGGUCUGUAUUACAUUGCAGUUUACGACAAGGAACCUACUACCAUAAUAGGCACUUCACUGCAUGACCAACACCUCAUAGUCUGCAUCCCACGACAUCACAAGAAAGCAGCUGUCACAGGCACUUCUUCUUAUCAAUAAAUCAUAUCAUAGUUUAUUAGAAGAAACCUGCUAUAAUAGGCACCUCAUUUUAGUCAGCUUUGUGCUGAAACUCCAUUUAAUAUUCACAUCAAAAUUAUCACCAUAGGCUUGUGGCAGCUGCCUCAUGCAUGGCCUUGAACUGUGGGAAAGAAAUGGUGUGCAGAUGUGUGCAACAGAAUCACCAACACUGCUAAAACUGGUGCAAAUAGCUUUUGCUUUUUGUCAAAAAUGUUAUGGCUGUUUGGGCUUCGUGAAUGUAUGCUGUGUUUUUCUUAGAUUAUGCAAUAUGCCUUCGGAGGUGACAGAAUAACAUUCUUAAAGCCUCAGCUCUGUGAUGCACAUCGUUUUCUCCAACAGAUGAUUGAAUCUGAGGUUACAUUCACAGCUAAAAUUGAUAAGCAUUUCAAGGACAUUGUUGGGUGUCUGGUGACAAAAGCUGAUAAAAACCCAGUGCAUUAUGUCGCAACAUAUGUGGUAUAGUUGUACACAGAACUGCUUGUACUAAGAAUGAACAAGGAAAUUCUGUUUUCAUCAUGUUAGACAGGUAUGCUCUUUUUUUUUUUUUUUUUUCUCCCUUUUUUUUUUAUAUGAACGUGCUUUCCCAAAUCUGAUUGGCACCCAUGUCAUCAGUUUCACUGUACUUAGCACCCUUCUCCCACAUUAUUCAUGUUGGCAUCAUAUUUUUAACAGCAGCGCAAUAUCCUCUGUUUGUAAAUGAUCUUUUAGGCUAACUAUUAAGGGGAACACAAUUUUUUUUUUUUUUUAUGUAAACCGGAGGUGGGGACCUUUUUUUGUGGUUUGCUGGUUUGCUCAGGUAUGUUUGCAUAUGAGUGUGCGGUCCGUCAUUUUUAUUUUGUACAGAACAUUGAGGUCAGCCAGCUACUUUGUUCAUGAGUCUUUAUGUUGUUUGCAUAUUAUCUAUGGUCUUCUAUGUGAGCAAGAUUUUGAGAGAUAAGUGAGGCAUGCCUGUGAUAUGUUGGGGGUUUUUUUGGUUUUUGGUCGCUGUGUGGCGAUAUGUAUAUGUUUAGUAGAAGGCAAGAUAAAGUGCAGAUUAAUUUUUGUAUCCAUCUCCAUAGUGUGUUUUUUCACUUAGAGUCAUUUCAUUUUGUCUGCAUAACAAAGAUAUGGUGCUUACUUUAGACUCAAACUGCAAAGGAGACUUGGCAAAUGUUGCCAUUUCCUGAUGUUUUGUGUUUGGAAAUGUGAACACAUGCUUCAUCCAUGUGACUUCUGAUUGUGUUAUGUGUUGAUCAAAGACUGCGUUCUCUGUCGUACAAUGUCACGCUCAUCAAAGUGCCCAAUGAGAACAUUUGCUGUUGUAAAUACAAUGAAGCCUUGUUCAUCCCAUUGCCAUUUAUUAUAAAAAUCUUUUGAAGCUUUUGCCACUUAAUUUCAGCAUUAUUUGUGGUUUUGUCAAUUUUCUUUGCUUUUAUAUGUCAGUUACUUGGAGGUGCAAAUGUGUGCUUUAUAACAGCAUCUACACUGACACUAUGAUUGGUUUAUUAACUUCUAAGUGUAUGCGUAUGCAUGUUAACACACUUUCUCAAAAUUUAUAUCCUUGGUUAAAUGAAGGCACUCUUAAAAUUUAUUAUUAUUUCUACAAGAAACAAUUUGUGUGUUAAACUUGCUUUGCUUAUUGAACUUAAUGUGAAAUCCAAGUAACAAGAAAUCUGCAUAAGCUUUCUUAUCUGGAUCCCACUGUACCUAUCUUAUAGAAAAAAACAUUUGUGUUUGAGUGGUUACAAGUAUUUUGUCUUAAUACGCUAAAUGGAGAUGGUAUGACUACAGAGUGCUUCGAUAUUAAAAGAAAGUAAAUUAAUGAAACCUCACACUUUCUAAGCAUAUUACAAUCUUGUGUUUUGAUUAAGAUAAUUUCCAGGUGAGUUACUGCUGUUUGUGUACAAGAUUUUUUAGCCUUUUCUGAUAAUUUGUAUGUUUGGUUUUGUGUAAUUAUGGGUGGAAGCUUUUUCUUACUUUUCAUUAGAAUUGUAAAAUUUGUCAGCAUAGUUGUCUUAGUUCUCAUUUAUUGUUGAUCAGAAAGUAAAUUGCUUACUGGAAUCUUUAAAUGAGGUAGAUCUUUUAUGUUUUAUGGCAGUGAUGCCCAACCUUUUCUUGCCCAAGAGCUGCACUGGACAAUGUUAUAAAAUCUCAAGGUCCAGAACAUGGCGGUUUUCCAGAAUCACGAUGUUAAAAAUGAAAUUAUGUUGUAUCUGGCUAAAGUGAGCGGACCAGAUGAGGAACCUUCGUGGGCUGGAUAUGGCCCGCAGGUCGUACGUUGGGCACCCCUGCUUUAUAGCAACAAGUGUGAGUUACAUAAAGAAAAGGUUACAACCAGGGGUGGGGGGGUUGCCUUUGAAGAUUGCUUGUUUCUUAGUUUCUCAUUAACUAGACAGAUUUUUAGUAAAGUAAAUUUUAAUUUUAUUACAUCUCACAAAAUCUCUUUUUUUUUUCUUAAAGCUUGAUGAAAUACUUCAAAAACAUUCACACUGCAUUUCGUUUACAGUAUUACAGCUGCAGAAACAAAUCUGGGAUUCGAGAGUUCUCAUCUGAUUUUUUUAAAAACUGUUUUCUUCAACUUUAUAGUUUAGUGGAUUUUGUUUUUAACAGAAAACAUGGUAUGGUAUUGCUCAUUGACAUUAUUAUACAUGUUAUCAGCUAUGAAACUGUGUGAUGUAAUCACUUGAGAUUGCUGACAAGUUUUUAUCAAUCUGUAUGGUAGCAGUUUUCAUCAGUUUAUUAAUAUGGAUUUGUCUUUUGAGUUUGUGUAAGCAUCUACAGGCAUGACCAAUAAAUCUUUACUCUUGCUAUAU